AUGCCGAGUAUAGUUUCAACAAUGGACGAGAAUAACAAUCCCUUUCAACAUUUUUGCCCUAAAAAUGAAAUCUUGUUUUCUACAGAUACCAAGAAGAGCACCAUUGAACCUAAUCUGAGUAGUGGAGGUAUAUCCUUGAAGAGAAAAAGACCACCAAAGAUACAAAUACCUUCAGUCUUGAAGGAAAUUCAGGUAGACAAGGUUAGAAUUAGGGAUUUUAACAAUGAUAAUAAGGUAGAAAAUAGGAUUGUUGAGUAUAUUGAACCAGGAGUUGGGGUUUUUUCUAUUAAAGGAAAGAAGAAGAACAUGGAAGAUACUCAUAUGAUUGCUCUGGGUUUUAAUGGAAACCCUAAGAAGGGUUUUUUGGGGGUUUAUGAUGGGCAUGGUGGUAGAAAAGCGUCAGACUUUGUUGCAGAGAAUUUACACAAGAAUAUAAUGGAAAUGAUGGAGAAUUCAGAAGGAGAUUCAGGAAAGAAGGAAGCUAUUAAAGCUGGAUAUCUGAAAACGGAUCAAGAAUUCUUGAAACAGCAUUUGAUCAGUGGUUCUUGCUGUGUCACUUGCCUUAUUGAGGAGGAGGACAUUACUGUCUCAAACUUGGGGGACUGCAGGGCUGUUCUGUGUAGAGGUGGUGUGGCCGAAGCUCUCACGACGGACGACAUAGCUCGACGAGAAGAUGAGCGGAACAGAAUAGAAAGCAAGGGAGGAUACGUGGAGAUUCACAGAGGUGGUUGGAGGGUUCAUGGUAUCCUUUCUGUUUCAAGAAGUAUUGGAGAUGUCCAUCUGAAGGAAUGGGUAGUGGCUGAACCUGAUACAAAAAUCUUGCCUUUGACUCCAGACAUGGAAUUCCUUGUCUUAGCCUCGGAUGGACUCUGGGAAAAGGUUGACAAUCAAGAAGCCAUUGAUAUUUAUCUUUGGUAG
Messenger RNA from Papaver somniferum (opium poppy), 918 nucleotides. Its product is annotated as probable protein phosphatase 2C 14. The record is from RefSeq and is a predicted model, not a curated record. NCBI's taxonomy places the organism in Eukaryota, Viridiplantae, Streptophyta, Magnoliopsida, Ranunculales, Papaveraceae. Bases 1 to 918 code for a protein of 305 amino acids. The transcript has 6 exons. Gene Ontology annotation, molecular function: cation binding; protein serine/threonine phosphatase activity. Gene Ontology annotation, biological process: protein dephosphorylation.